GGUCGAUGCUCUGGACGGAAGGGGCGGGCGGCGGCGCGUGGUGCCGGUCAGCGGCGGGAGGGACGGGACCGGACCGGAGCGUAGCGGGGUCACUGUCCCUCGGCCCGGGGACAUGGCGGAAGGGGACGGCGGGGCGGGAUCCCCUCCGGUCCCGGCUGAGGAGGGCCCGGAGCUGGCGGCCGUUGUCGGCGCCACCGUGCCCACCGGGUUCGAGCUGACGGCGGCCGAGGAGGUGCAGGAGAAGCUGGGCUCGGCCUCCAGGAUCAGCAGGGACCGCGGGAAGAUCUACUUCGAGGUCCCGGCCCGGAGCCUGCCGCAGGUCCAUCGCCUAAGGUCAGUGGAUAAUUUAUUUGUUGUAGUUCAGGAGUUCAAAGACUAUCAGUUUAAAGAGAACAAGGAAGAUGCUCUAAAGGAUUUGGAAGAUUUGGUUAAAAAGCUGCCUUGGACUGAUCCGUUGAAAGUUUGGGAGCUGAACAACAGCUUAAAAAAGAAAAAGACAAAACGCAAAAAACAUAAUCUGCAGAGCACAGCAAGCAAAGAGAAGCUGAAUGAUGAUGGAGAAGAUGAAGGAGCAGAUCAGAAAGACGGCAGUGAACAGGAGGACUCUGCCCAAAACACUGCAGGUGUAGAACCUGCUGGUGGCCAGGACAGAGAGAAGACACAAGGGAACGAGGAGGAUGAUAAUGAGCAGUCAGAUGCUAAAGAUGAGUUGCAGGCAGGCUGUGGGAGUGAGACCAAGGCUGGAGACAGUAAAACAGGCGAGGGGGAGGCAAAGGUGCUGAGGUUCCGUGUUACCUGCAAUCGAGCAGGAGACAAGCACAGCUUCACAUCCAAUGAGGCAGCCAGAGACUUUGGAGGAGCUGUGCAGGAGCACUUCCAGUGGAAAGCUGACAUGACUAACUUUGAUGUAGAGGUUCUUCUUAAUAUUCACAAUAAUGAAGUGGUUGUGGGCAUAGCAUUAACUGAAGAGAGCCUUCACAGAAGAAAUAUCACACAUUUUGGUCCUACAACUCUUCGUUCAACUCUUGCUUAUGGCAUGCUUAGACUCUGUGACCCACAGCCAACAGAUAUCAUCAUUGAUCCCAUGUGUGGUACAGGUGCAAUACCAAUAGAGGGAGCUACAGAAUGGCCUGGCUGCUACCAUAUUGCUGGUGAUAACAACCCACAAGCUGUAAAGAGAGCAGCAAACAACAUCUGCUCUUUACUAAAGAAAAAUGAGAAUAAGGAGAGCAGUACUCCUCUGGGCAUACCCCUGGACAUCAUUCAGUGGGAUAUUUGCAAUCUCCCUCUGCGGACUGGUUCUGUGGACAUCAUUGUGACAGACAUGCCAUUUGGAAAGAGGAUAGGGUCAAAGAAGAAGAACUGGGAUCUCUACCCAGCCUGCCUUAUGGAGAUGGGCCGGAUCUGCACACCAGGGACAGGCAGGGCUGUGCUGCUGACACAGGACAAGAAAUGCUUUGCUAAGGCCCUGUCACGACUGGGACACAUCUGGCGCAGGGGUCAGACGGUGUGGGUGAACGUGGGGGGGCUCCAUGCUGCAGUCUACCUCCUGAAACGUACGUGGGAAAGAGCAGAGGAGAAGAGACCAUUCUGGUAGCCUCUGAGUGAGAAGAGAAUUUCUUGAACACCCAAGAAAAUAGGCCUGACAAUUGCUAAGAAAAAAAAAAACAACUUUGGUAAAAAACACAAAUAUCAACCCGGGGAUCAACUUGAGAGCUACCAGUUGUACUGUGUGUUCUGAAACCUUCUUACUUAAAUCACCUUUUCCCUCCCUGCCACCCAAACUGGAAUUAAGAAUGCUUUCCUUUGCCUGAGUCUUCUCUAUCCAUGUCCUUUGUAGUUUUCAGUUAAAUGUUUAUUUCCUCUGCUUAUAGUAGAAAACAUGUUGAGGCAGCUUUCAAGGUAUUGAGUUUAUUUCCUAAACUAGAGUAAACAUACAUAUAUCUUAAAAUGACUAAUGGGACUACUAAGACUGUCAUCUCAAAGGGUUAAGAGGUAGUAUCUCUUUAAUGUAGGAUUUUUCUAAAUUGAAGUAUUGUAAUUUAUACCAUUGCCCAAAUAAUGAACUGUGAUAAUAAACCAUUGUCUGGUUUUUAUGGUCUGGUAAGCAAAGGCCAAUUAGUAAACAGUAUGCUGAUGCUGGUUUUCUUACCUCAGUUUAGUGCUAAUUAUUAGUCAAUGUCCAAUCCAUGUUUUAAUGUACUGCUGCCAUGGGGGGGGGUAACACACACAGCCUUAGCAAACUAUCUAGCUCCUAUUUUAGAACAGAGAUAGUUUUAGCUAGAUUUGUUUUCCGUUAUAAUGUUUUCCCUGUUGACUGUAGAUACAUCAGGGUGGCAAUGUUUAAAUUCAUUUGUUAUUUAACUGCUGUAGUUAUACCAGAAUAUUGACAAAAAAUAUACCUGUUAAAUAACUUGAAGUUGCAAGUAUUUUUUUUUCUUUUGCAACCAUACUGUGACUUCUCAGGCCUCUUCCUCUUUGCUCCUCAGAGGCAGCAAACACCGGUUACCAGUGCCAUUUUCACUGAAGUGUAUGCAUGCCAAGGACUUGUAAAUGUUCAGAGUUGAAUUAACGAGUAUUAAAAGUUUUGGAAGUUUUGCACAG
Calypte anna (Anna's hummingbird) is the source of this 2604-nucleotide messenger RNA. RefSeq names its product THUMP domain containing 3 (gene THUMPD3). The transcript is spliced from 9 exons. NCBI's taxonomy places the organism in Eukaryota, Metazoa, Chordata, Aves, Apodiformes, Trochilidae. Gene Ontology annotation, molecular function: RNA binding; tRNA (guanine) methyltransferase activity. Bases 113 to 1597 code for a protein of 494 amino acids. The record is from RefSeq and is a predicted model, not a curated record. Gene Ontology annotation, biological process: tRNA methylation.